AUGAACAAAUUAGAACCAGUGAUCCUCGAAUCUCGAAGAUCAAAAGGAUCUUCAACAUCCAAUGAUGAAACUUCAUCUGCUAAAGAUUCACAAAAUGAUACCUCUCCGACUUUAUCAACUCUUUCUCAUGAUCAACCAUUACAAUCCUAUUCAGUAGAUACCUCCUACGACCCUCUUUACGCCAUGGAAUACACUUUGACUCUCAACCAGGCAGAAGCUGCCGCUGCAUCUGAUCCAUAUUCUACCGUAAAAGAAUUAGUGUUGAAGGUAUUCUCUCGCAAUACCACAUCUCCUCCACAGCAUAAGUACACCUUGGAUAUAUCUGAACUGAAGGGCGGUAUCACAAAUGUGCUUCUUCAUGGUGUUUAUAGGACCGCUGGUGUUACAUCACCUAUUGAGAGACAGUUUCUAGUUCGCGCCUAUGGUAAUGGUACCAGUGCUAUUAUUGAUAGGGACAGAGAAUUUGCGACUCAUCUGAGUUUGUAUUCUCUAGGCUUGGCCCCUCCCUUGUACAGUCGAUUUGCCAAUGGACUUAUUUAUGGUUUCAUCCCUGCCAAAUCCUGUCAUUAUACUGAUCUGUCUGAUCCGGAAAUUAUUCGUGGUGUAUCCAACAAACUGGCAGAAUGGCAUGUCAAACUGGAUAGAGAUAUCAUUCAAACCCAAAUUAUAGACACCAAGCGGAAAUUCUCUUCUCAGCCAGGCCGCACUCCAAAGUUUGCGACAGAUAUCUGGGACGUUUUAUCCCAAUGGAUUGAGACCAUGCCCACUGGUGUUGUAAAUGUUGAUAAAGCUGAUCUCAAGCGAGAACUGGUCUGGAUCAAAGAGACUAUUGGUAACGUGAGCCCUGAAGUUGUGUCUCAUUGCGAUCUUUUGAGCGGUAACAUUCUCGUCCCCGAACAAUGGGAAAAGUCAGACUAUCAGACUAUUUCCAGCGCAGAUGUGUCAGAGUUAGUUUCAUCUAAAGCACCAUACAGUCCUUCACAGCUUGUAACCUUUAUCGACUACGAAUAUGCUAUGCCUGCACCCAGAGGAUUCGAUCUUGCAAACCAUUUCAUGGAAUGGCAAGGGUUUGAAUGUAAGACUGAGCUUAUUCCAGAACCAUCUAAAUCGAAUCCAGUGCUACGCUAUUGGGCUUUCCAUUACCUUUCUGCCUUGAGCCACUUUUCAGGAAGCUCAGCAUCUGCACAUGUCACCGAUGCCGAUAUCGAUAGUCUCAUCCAAGAGCUGGUCUCCUGGUGGGGUAUGCCCGGAUUUUACUGGGGUAUCUGGUCUGCUAUUCAGUCUAGUAUCAGCGACAUUGAUUUUGACUACAAAAACUAUGCCACGCUGCGACUUAACGAGUACUAUGCCUGGAAGAAGACUUACGAGAAAAAUUGA
Messenger RNA from Sugiyamaella lignohabitans, 1377 nucleotides. It is a transcript of the gene EKI1, whose product is annotated as bifunctional choline kinase/ethanolamine kinase EKI1. Gene Ontology annotation, biological process: phosphatidylcholine biosynthetic process; phosphatidylethanolamine biosynthetic process. Gene Ontology annotation, molecular function: ethanolamine kinase activity; choline kinase activity. The transcript has a single exon. Gene Ontology annotation, cellular component: cytoplasm. The record is from RefSeq and is a predicted model, not a curated record. NCBI's taxonomy places the organism in Eukaryota, Fungi, Ascomycota, Dipodascomycetes, Dipodascales, Trichomonascaceae. Bases 1 to 1377 code for a protein of 458 amino acids.